GUCGAAAUGGAAAUCUGGUGGCCGUGGCAAGAGCUAUGCACUUGCUGUUCAUGAUGAAGAUUGCGAGGCGGACGAGACCUAUGAGCAUGAGUCCGUCUAUGAGGCUGUGUAUGAGGCCACAGAUGAUGGUGAUGGAGACUAUGUUCCUGCUGACGGCUAUGCCUACUCUGAUGAUGAGACGUUGGACGCCCUUGAAGAUUCACAAUCCGAUGGCGACCAUGACAACGAGCCGACCGACAACGCUUCGCUUGCGCGAGCACCAUCAACUUCCUAUGAGCAGUACUUGGCUGAUGGUGUGGUGAAGUCGCAGGACAAUGAGAUCAAGUUUCACAGCAGCGUCGACGUUGAGCCCAACAACAACGCUUCAACUUUGUCGACAAGUUUCACUUCAACCUUUUCUACAUCAACGCAUGAGGUGUUGAUGGUGCUGAAAGACGAUUCCCUGUGCGAGCACUCUGUUUACCAUGGUGGCUCCGAGUCCAAGUUCUUUCGAGGAGCCAACGGCCUGAGCAGGUACAUAGCCUGCAAGGAGAGCGACUCUGACAAGGUCGUGAUCAGUGGAAAGCGCAAAGAGCCUUCAAGUCUUUGGCGCUACUUGGUGAUGGUUGCACUUUGCACCAAAUGGGGACAAGCAGCCAGGUCACGUGGACUUUUCCAACGAGUUUGCCAAGUUCGAGGUGAAGCUUUGGAUGCCCGAGAUCGUCAACAACAACUUGGUGAUGCGGCUUCUGGCUCUCCUACAUCACCAGCUUCGCCUUCAUGGAGUGUCGUUCAAGGACAACCUCCUCGGCAACUACCUGCGUUCUCUGGAACAUCCACGCCAUCUGAUGGUGGAUACCCCAGAGCCAAGAUCAAGCGGCAAACAGAUCAGUGCUUUUGGCUUUAUGGUGUUCGUUUGAUGCUUGGAGAAGAUCUGUCCCCUUUUCCAGAUCUUGGUGGCGAAGACUGCGAUGUGCUUCAACCUCUACCACAUGACGGCAUGCUGCUUGGACCUGAAUCACAAUACCCUGGAGCAACAUUUGCUCAAGUUGCCUCAUCCCUUGAAGGGAAUUGGUUUUGCCAGCAUGUACUUGUUGCAGCUCUUGAGAACAAGGAGCCACUCACACCUGAGCACUACAGGCUUGCCUUCUACCUGUACGGCCGAGUGAAGUUGGCACAUGCAGCUGGCAUGCGCAUGACAAAGUCAGGUCAUGAAGCUUUUGGAGUUGAUGGACUUGAUGAACAUGACCAAGUGCCGGAAGGUUGGAAUCCUGAUGAUUGGCAUGAUGAGUGCGAUGCGAUGUGGCAUAUGCGCCAGGAUGUUGCCAACUAUGAGAAGUUCAUGCAAGAACUCCAAGGAGAUGGUUGCAUCAGUGAGUCGACAGACCCACGAUCUACUGGCCACACCACUGAAGAUGUCAACGUUUUCAGUCAAAAGGCGCUCUUGUCCUUAGGUGGUAGCAAUGGCAGCCGAGUUGGCGUCUCCGCCGAGAGCGCGUCGUCGCACGCGAGCAGCUGGGGCACGACACUUCCAAUGGUGACCGACGCGGGCCUGACCUUUGGCAACAGCGUGGUGAUCCUUGGCAGGGUUGGCAUCACAGUGGGGGUACCCCUGGACUGUCCGCUGGAAUGUAGCUGGUGGCGGGAUGAAUCUGCAGCCGCACUCAAUGAGUCCCUGGAUGCAAACAGCUGGCCCUUGGGAAGCUGGGAUCACUAUCGCCUUGAUGCCAACAGUGGCGAUGAGCAAGCUCCCAGUGAACCAGUGGCUGAAGUGACUAAGGAAACUGCUAAGGAUGAUGAUGCUGAUGGCCAGACUUCAUCAGCAAAGAAGACUGAUAAGAAGAUUCCCUCAUCUUACCCUUCCGCGUUUUCUGCACAGCCUCAUGAGUCAUACAAAGAGUGGAAGCGAGCUGUGCAGUGUUCGGUUGCAGGUGGAGGAGGUCUUCUGCCAGCAUCAGUGAUUGGUCCUCGAGUCCUCUCAGUUCUCAAGGGCCGUGCCUCCAUUCUGACUCGGAAGUUGAGCAUCAGUGAGGUGUCAAACGAUGAUGGAUUGGAUCGCAUCUUCAGGACCCUUGAGGCCUCGACCCUGGUGCAGGAGCUUUCUGGCCAGCGUGGUGAGAGGGCCCAGCGUGAGUUCUUGCAAUGUCGCAGAGCGGCCCAUGAGAGCUUGGACUCUUACUUGAUGAGAGUUGAAGCGCAACGUGACUUGAUGAUUGAGGAGGAUCCUGAGUUUGCCAUGGGUGAAAGCUUUCUGGUUGGGUAUGUGCUGGACAACUCCGAGCUGACGCAGAAGUAUAGGGUUCUGGUCAUGGCAGCUGCGAACAAUCAGUUGACUACGUCUGCUGUGUACCCUGCCUUGAGGCGGAUGGGGCCUUUCUUGCAGGGAACGGUUCCAAUUGGCCGUGGCUUGAGUGAUCGCCCUUUGCUGCCAGAGUUGGUCCCUGACUCAGGCAAUGGAUCUACAGCAUCUGCCAAUGGGCAGGCAUCGGGAAUGAAGCCGCGGUGGCAUGGUUCUCGCAGCUAUGGUGCUCAUGUGGCAGGCGAGUUGGAAGAGCCUGCCGAUGAUGGUGAGAUUGUCCCCGAGGACGCUUCUGAUGAGCCAGAUGAGAUCCAGGCUGUUGAGCACGAGGCUUUGGUAGCAGUUCAGCAAGGGCAAGCCAAGUUGCGAGCCAUCCGACAAGCCCGUGGGUACUACAAGCGAAAUGAACAGAAUGCUAGUGGUGAUUCAUCCGCCAAGGAACGUUUGCGAGAGCUGAUGGCGAAGAAUCCAUGCCGCGGCUGCGGCGGGUUUGGUCAUUGGAACCGAGAUCCUGAAUGCCCCCGGAACAAAGCCAAGGCAGCAGCUUCUGCCAAUGUCAUGUCCCAGGAGAAGGCAUCGACCGUGGCCAAGGGAGGUGGCAAGAGUCUGAGCAGUAGCAGUGAUGUAUCCUCGGGCAACAAUGCCAAUUCCAACUCCACUGUUCCGCAUGCUGCUAUGUCGGCGGUUUUGAAGAGUUUGUUGGACAACCAAGCCCGCGGAGUAUACAUGACUAGCGGCUGCAGUGGUUCGUGCACGGACAUUUCCAUCGAUGCAUUGUUAAGUAACCAUAAGGGUAAUCCAUAUGACGGCAUGAUGAUUGUAGACAUUGGGUGCAUCCGCUCCGUAGCUGGCAUGCAGUGGAUUGAUCGUGAAGUCACAGCUCGUCGCAACUUGGGAAGGUAUGUCUAUGUUGAGAGAGUAGCUGAUUGGUUUCGUUUUGGUGACGGUGUGCGUCGAUUGUCGCGGUAUCGUGUGUACCUAGAAGUAGCCAUCAAGGGUCAUGUAGGUCUGCUUCCAGUGAAUGCCAUCGAUUUUCCAUGUCCUCCAUUGUUGAGCAAAGCAGUUUGCAAUGUGUUAGGCAUGUGCAUCGAUUGUGGAUCCAACACGUGUGAGAUCCGGAAGCUAGAUGUCUCCGAGAUCAGUUCGAUGGCGAUGCCGGAGGAGGAAGCGUGGCUGUCAGAGGAGGAUGCCAGCAUGACAUCGAUGCGACGAAAGCCAGCCAAGCAGAGGGGUCGAGCAUCGACAACCACGACAGCGCAAAAACAGAAGAACCAGUCCAACCAGGCAGCAGCCUCCGUUGCAGAGGAGGAGCCAGGCCAGAAGGUCAAGGGCAAGAAGGUGAGCACCAAGUCCAAGCCGAAGCAGCAGCAGUUGGCUGCGACCACGGGGCAGCUGGCCGACUUUCCGCUGCUGGGCAUGACAAAGUCCUACGACCCGGUGUUCACUGCCUCUUGGAUCGUGCACCAGCGGAUGAUUUGCCACAAGUGGAAAGCCUUGGUGUGGAUGUUGAAGGCCAUUAAUGAUCAGGAUGUGGUCGUGUGGAAGCGUCUCAUGGAUUAUCACUAUUGGACCUUCACUAGGUCGUUGUUGGCGGGUAUGUGGACGAAAGAGUUUUGUUUGCACAUUUUGUCGGCAGCAUCUAGGGCAUUGCAAAGCACAAGUGAAGUAGCGCACACACCAAGUUUGCUGGUCGCUUCGAGCGAUCCUGAUGUGAGUCAUGACAUGUUUGACCCAUCCAAUGUAUGCAGCAAGUGUGGGGUGCCUUCGCAAGAAGCAUGUGUUUGUGCAUAUUGCGGCGAUUAUUUGUGCCAUGUGAGUUGUGCAACAAGCCAUCGAUGUGUCAAAUUGCCUUCAUGGAAACCAUCUCACGAAGAGCCAAACACCGGUUUUCUGUCUUGUGUUGCUGAUGUAGAUCCACCUUCUGAACAUGUGGUUGGGGAUGAAGAUCAACAGACUGAAAUUGCCAUCAGAAAGGAAUUUCAACGACUUCAGCAGGAGGAAGAUAUGAGAAAAGGUGAUUUUAGCGGUGUAGGUUCACGAUAUGGGUAUAUCCGUUUUGUUGGUCCAGCACUUCGUUUGCCCAAAGAAGUGCGCAAUCAGUUGGCCAAGUUGCAUGGUAAUUUUGCACAUCCCAGUAAUGAACGGUUGGCACGAAUGUUGCAGAUCAAUGGAGCUUCCAAAGCCAUCAUUGAAGGAGCCAAGUGCAUUCGAUGCAGUGUGUGCGAGAGGGUAUCGGCUCCUCGAUCAGCACCGCAGACGACAGCCAAGGCUCCAACACGAUUCAAUCAACAGUGUUCAUCCGACAGUUUCUUCGUUUAUGAUUGCACUGGCAGCCGUUGGAAUAUCACACACAUUGCUGAUGGUUUUUGUUCUCUGCAGUACGCCAUUGUUUCCAAAAAUCCGUGCAGCAACACCAGUAGUGAACUUGUUUUUGAGCGAUGGAUUUUGGUGCAUGGGCCGAUGGAAACUUUGUACGUCGAUGGAGGACCCGAGUUCAAGGGUCAGUUGGAAGCUUUGUGUAGGUUGUAUGCCGUCCAUUUGGAAGUUUUGCCAGUAGGAUACAAGUGGAAAGCCGGUCUGGCUGAGAGACAUGGUGCAGUGUUGAAACUCAUGAUUCUUCGUAUGAUUCAUGAGUUGAGCCUUUGCACCGACAAGGAGCUGCGCUUUGCAGUCGCCAUGGCCUGCCAGGCCAAGAACCGGCUGCUUAGGAAGUGUGGUCGUUCUCCCAUUCAGGUGACACAAGGUCAGGAUCAGGUGAUUCCAUCGUCGUUGUUGCAACAAGUAAUAGAUGGCGACAUGAAGUAUAGCACUAAUGCAGCCAUUACCACAGAUGAGGAAAUCAAUAGGAUGGAACGAAUCAGGUGUGCCGCCAUUUCUGCAUUUCAUUGGUUAGAUAGUCAUGAACGACUCAGAGUAGCAUUGAACUCCAGAUCCAAACCGCCAAAGCUUGUGGCCUUGACGCCUGGCACUCAGGUGUACUUUCACAAGCCUCCUGGUCAGCAUCGUCGCCUUCAAGACAAUGCCACUGGUCAGCAAGGACCAGCAAUUGUUGCCGCAACAGAAGGUGUUGACAAGGUUUGGUUGAGGUAUAAAGGAACAGUAGUUCGUGUUGCACUCGAGAAUAUCCGUUUAGCCACUCCUGAAGAGUCGUUAGAUACUCAGUAUCUCACCGAUGUUUUGACGGAAAUGCAGCAAGAGUUGAGCGGCGAACGCCGAACCACCGGGUAUGAAGAGUUAACGGAUCCUCCACAGGAUGCACCCAUAAUGGGGCAUGUUCCAUCAAAUGAAUUGCAGCAACCAUCAACAGAUGCAACAGUUCCAUCACUCAGCAUUCCGGCGGAGGAGAUGACACCCGAAGUGCAGAGGCAGUUGGUCGUUUCCAAACAGAUAGCAGACCGAUUAGAUGGCGUCUUCAUGAUUUGCACCACCUGGAUGAUCUCACUAGAGUUGGACAAGCCCAGAUCAAGCGUGAUCGAGGCCUCGAUGUGUUUGAUGUGUGAAGCUGGUGUGGUUCCUUGGGCUCCAGGGUGGGCAGCAGCAACUUGGGUGCUGACCGCCGAAGCGGCACGCCAUUGUGGCGAAGAAGAGACACGGAGAAUCAUGCGUGAGCGACAAGAGCGUGAAGAUCGGCUGAUGAGUUUGGAGAAAGGCCUAGAUGAUGACAUCAAAGCAAAGGAGUUAGAGCAAUGUGCUCUUGAACGUGGUCACAAGAAGGGGCCCAACCCGGGAGCACGUGGUGAGAUCUAUGUGAAAGAUAUGACUUCAGCCGAGAUCAGAAUGACAGUGCCGGCCUUGGUGAAAGCCCUCAGCAUCCAUUUUGACCAUGACGCCAUCCGUCCGAUCCCCAAAGGGCAAAUUGUGCCAAAGGAGAGGCUCAUACACAGCCGCAUGGUCAUCGUGAACAAGAAGUGGCUUCAAGAACUGUUUGAACCCAAGGGGCGACUAUGUGUUGGAGGCCAUCGUGACCCAGACCUUGGCAAGUAUGAGUCGUCAAGUCCAACAGCCUUGAUGGUAGCACACAUGGUGCUUCUGGCAGUGGCCACAAUCAUGGGAUGGCCGGUGGACAUUGGUGAUGUCACAGCUGCUUUUCUGCAAGGUCUGAGCCUGCCUCGAGAUGAUCCUAUCUACAUUCGAGCACCAAGCGGGUGCCCCAAGGAGGUGUUGGAGUACUUGGCUUGGCGCCUCGGAUAUUCAAAUCAUGCUGAGUUCUUUGAAGCCACCAAGGGCAUCUUUGGAUUGAGCGAGUCCCCUAGGCUAUGGUAUUUGAAGUUCAAGGAAGAGUUGGAGAACAUCAAUUUCCGCGAGUCCAAGUUCAUUCCAUGCCUUUUCAUGAAACACGUGAAUGGCAAGUUGUGUGGUUUGGUCACUUUGCAUGUGGAUGAUGCAAUGUUGACCGGCUCACCAGAAGUUCAAGCUGAUUGGGAAAUGUUGCGCAAGAAGCUCAAGUUUGGUAGCUGGACCAGCUUGCAUGAAGGUAGGCCUGACAUCGCAUUUGCCGUUUCCUAUCUUCAGCAGAACAGGAUUGAUGCCACAUGUUCCACCUUGCGACUGUUGAAUAGUACCAUCAAGCGAGCCAAGACUCCGUUUGAAGUUGUGAUUCGUGAUUUGCAGUGUUCUUUGUCUGAAAUUAUGGUGCUUGUUGCGACAGACGGAGCCUUGGCCGCGAUGCCCCGUGGCAAGUCUCAGUUAGGUUUGAUGGUCAUGUUGUCCAACCCAAAGGUGCAGACUGAACUCGCCCCUGUUGUGCCAAUUGAAUGGAGUAGUACAUCUUGUAAGAGAGUAGUCCGUAGUUCAUCAGCAGUUGAAGCUGCCGCCGCGUCUCUGGGAUAUGAACAUGCAGAGUUCCUACGAGCAGUGCUGUGUGAAAUACGUGAUCCUGAUUUCUCUGUGCGCCAAUGGUCAAUGCACGUGCAACGAUGUCCCAUUCUCUUGGUGCUGGACGCCAAAGUCGCCUAUGACUGCCUGUCUUCCGAUGAGCUGCCUCAAGACCGUCGAACGGCUUUAGACAUUCGUGCUCUGAGGGAAGCCUUGGCAGAUCCACAAUCCGCUUCCUUGUGUCGUUGGGUUCCUGGGCCUCAACAGGCCUCUGACGCUUUGACCAAGCUCAAGGGCAACGGAGUGUUGAACGAUAUCAUGGCAUCUGGAAGAUGGACUGUGGUGGAAGAUGAAACAUGGCAGAAAGUGAGAGAGCAGCAGCGGAUCAAUCAACGUGCGUAUAGAGCCCGUGUCAAAGUACAGAGAAAGACUCAACAAGGGCCGGUGGGAGAGUCAAAAGGCGCUCUUGAAUCUAUCCAUGAUCCACCUCUCCGCUACCGCUUCAAGUUUUUCCAGCAGCUUUUGACUGAGCAACACCUCACCGUGCGCAAGACCUCCAACAAGAAAGCCAAGAAGCUUGCCAGCCUUUCUGCCGCUGUUGAUGGUGAUGAUUGGCAGAACUACAAUCAACAACAACCACAACGACAUCAAGCACGAGCACCUCCUCCUUUACGAAUGCAACGUCAGCCGACGCUGAUGCGGGCCGCACAACAAGUUCCAUCAACUGCACAUGAAGUUCCAGUACCAAAUCCACAUGGUGACCUGGGUGAAGAACGUCCUAACCAAAGGACGGGUGAUGGUGGACCAACAGCUUUGGACUUUGCGAUGAAUGACCUUGAUCGACUUGAUGGUCAUCCAGAUCCACCAACGCCUACAACUUCGACUUUGCCAACAACCUUGGGCUAUGAACCUGUGAGGCAAACACAUUCACGGGACCCUGCGCAACCAUACCUUGCUGAGGCGGAGGACUGGACUUGGACUUGUCCGAUGAUGCCGAGUUCCAUUCGAGAGCGCAACAUGAAGCGCCUGCUCAACAACUAUGAAGAGCUCUCUGGAUCAGAUGUUUCUUCUGAUGAAGCUGACCCUGAACAAGAUCAACUCCAAGAACCAGCUGAUGCCUUCCUGACUGGAAAGGCUGUGCGCUCAGAGGUCAACUUGAAACAGCUGAGCCCAGAAGACAGAGCCAAGUUCGACGCUUCUAUGGCUAAAGAAUGGGCGUCAUGGCAAAAGUUCAGUGCCGUUGAAGUUCUCAGUGAAGAGCAAGUUGCUGCACUGCCCAAAGACGUGCAGAUUGUUGGAACCAGAUGGGUUCAUACCGACAAGAACUCCAAGCCUCGUUUGAUGGCUGAAGCUCUUUCCAAACGCACCGGAAAGACCAAACAGCAGAUCAGAAAAGAGUUUCCAUUUGAAGCAAAAUCAAGACUUUUGGUCCAAGGGAACCAGGAAGAUGGCAACUCUAUUCGCUCUGACUCUCCUACGGCAUCACUCCUUUCCUUCAACUUGGUGUGCGUGAUUGCAGCUUUAAACAACUGGAUCAUAUGGGCCUGCGAUGCUUCGACUGCCUAUCUCCAAUCACAGGGGAUCAGCCGCUUGCUGAUCUUGAGAUCUCCGAGACCUCCACCUCCUGGCGUUUCUCCUACAGAUUUGCUGCGAGCCAAGGGCUCAAUCUAUGGAACGAAAGAUGCUGGGCGCGCUUGGUGGAAGAAGCUAUAUCGCACUUUGGUUUCUCAUGGUUGGAAGAUGUCGAAAAUCGAGCCUGCGCUCUUUUACCUGGUCAUCAAGGGGAAGCUCUGUGGCAUUCUCAUUACCCAUGUUGAUGAUAUGUUUUGCGCUGGCGAAGGUUCCGAGUUCAAGGCCACCAUUGACAUGAUGGAGAAGGAGAUUCAUUUGAAAGUGAAGAAAGAAGAAUUUCGGUUCUGCGGCAAGAACCUUAUCCAGCGAAAUGGAAGCAUCGAGAUCGACCAGUUCGACGCUAUUGACAGCAUCGACUACAUGGUUCUUUCGAAAGAUCGAAGGCAGACAUGCCCGAAAGCUCCGCAACCAAUCCAUGAAAGCACCCUCAAAUGA
Messenger RNA from Cladocopium goreaui, 9160 nucleotides. Lineage: Eukaryota; Dinophyceae; Suessiales; Symbiodiniaceae. The record is from the annotation of a GenBank genome assembly.